UUUUUUUUUUUUGCUUCGGCUUCCCUGCCUCAUUGAACCACCCUUCGCGACUGAUAGGAAUACACAGGUAGCGGGAGGUGACUAUUUAUUCAAUUAAUAAAUUUUCUCCCGAAAUCACCAACGGGUCGGAGUGGUGUUUUAUAGUGCCAUGCUGACCUUACACGACGCUAUAAAAAUAUUACGCAAUGAUUAUAAACUCAAUCAAUUUUGCACUAUGGAGGUAUACAAUGCAAAUCUUCGUAAAAACCCUGACGGGUAAGACUAUCGCCCUCGAAGUGGAGGCUUCAGACACUAUUGAGAAUGUGAAGGCAAAGAUUCAGGACAAAGAGAGCAUCCCGCCAGACCAGCAACGUCUUAUCUUCGCCGGUAAACAGUUGGAAGAUGGCCGCACUCUCACAAACUACAACAUUCAGAAGGAAUCCACAUUCCACUUGGUGCUCAGGCAGACAGGAGGAAGAUGUUCGUAUUAUCCACCUCAUCGUGAACUAGCCCAGAAGCACUUAUUAAAGAAAAUGAUUUGUCGAAAAUGUUAUGGUCGUCUUCCCAUGGGUGCAACUCAUUGUCGUAAAGCUAAGUGUGGCUACUCCACUGACCUACGUCCCAAAAAGGUACCUACUCAUACCUGCUACUGUGGAAUUUGGAAGUUUUUAAUAAGAAGUUCAACAAAAAAUGUAUAAGGAAUAUUGCAUUUGAUGGUGACACCAUGGUAUGUCGACACCAUCUUUAUACAAGUUUAGUUUUUACUCUCAUUAGCUUAUAACUUAUACUGUCUUCCACCAGCGGCUUCCUUAUGCAACUGCUUCUCUAACCUGCAUAAAAUCGGUAUGGGUGUUAUUCAGAUGAAGCAAUAUUAUCUAUUGCAAAAUUUUAUUAAAAUCCGUUACUCAGUUUGCACACCAGAAGCAACAAACAUAGCACUCACAAACUUUCGCCUUUAUUGUGAUUUAUCUUGUUGUUCUCAGAUGGCACCAUACAUGUGGUGAAAUUGUGUGGUUGUCUUUAGGUCCUAUAACAUGUAUUGGCAUUUCAGAUGCUCGUAAUAUAAAAGAUUAUUAUUUAAACCCUAGCUUAAGUGUAAGCAUCCUAAAAGUAUGAUAAUAUCAAGGUAAAAUAAAUGAUGUAUUUUUUUUA
Molecule: messenger RNA, 1131 nt
Organism: Helicoverpa zea (corn earworm)
Lineage: Eukaryota; Metazoa; Arthropoda; Insecta; Lepidoptera; Noctuidae
Product: ubiquitin-like
Exons: 4
Coding region: 186-677 (163 amino acids)
Biological process (GO): translation; protein ubiquitination; modification-dependent protein catabolic process
Cellular component (GO): cytoplasm; nucleus; ribosome
Molecular function (GO): ubiquitin protein ligase binding; protein tag activity; structural constituent of ribosome
Source: RefSeq, a predicted model, not a curated record